Molecule: messenger RNA, 588 nt
Organism: Spirometra erinaceieuropaei
Lineage: Eukaryota; Metazoa; Platyhelminthes; Cestoda; Diphyllobothriidea; Diphyllobothriidae
Source: the annotation of a GenBank genome assembly
AUGUCCCCGGUCAGUGGCACCAAAAAAGGUGACAAUGAGCCACGCUCUGAGAUUUCUCUUCUUGAUUCCGAUCGCGAGAAUGAGACGGAGAGGCAGGAAGCAAAACCACCGUCACCGCCAGUUAGUUUGCCUUUGCAUGCUGCCGCCGUCGACCCUAACGGAGCUACUGUUUCCCCCACCAUACCGCGAGGAACCGAGGUGAUCAAUAUUGAUGGUGACGGCGAGGAAGAGGAGGGUGACGAUGAACCGCAAGUGGUACACUGUACUCUACCGCCGAAGGGGACAGCUCCUUCUAACUAUGGCGAGCACCGACCUUGCCAGUCCAGUGACUUCCACCCUCACCGCUCAACUUCCAACCUUCACCCGUCGGCCUUCUCACUUGGCAACCUGCAGCUAGUAACACAGAUCUCAGAGCAGCGUGUCACCAGCGUGUCAACUAACGUCUUUGGUUGUCCCGUGACUUCUGCACGUAUUGUUCAGCAAGGAGAGGACUUUGUGUUCCCACAUCCGGUGCAUGACUCCUUUUACCCCCGCCCCCACUCCACCCCCACCCCUAAUGAUGCCCCGCGGGUUUUCGCGUUUCUCUAG